Messenger RNA from Anas platyrhynchos (mallard), 2427 nucleotides. RefSeq names its product nicotinate phosphoribosyltransferase (gene NAPRT). Gene Ontology annotation, cellular component: cytosol. Gene Ontology annotation, molecular function: nicotinate phosphoribosyltransferase activity. The record is from RefSeq and is a predicted model, not a curated record. Lineage: Eukaryota; Metazoa; Chordata; Aves; Anseriformes; Anatidae. Gene Ontology annotation, biological process: NAD+ biosynthetic process via the salvage pathway.
CUCUCGCCCUCUGCCCGCCCCGUUGUUCCCUGCCAGGCCAUGACUCCCAAGCUCCCUCGCGCCGUGUGGCGGCCAUGGCGUUGCUGACGGACCUCUACCAGCUCACCAUGGCCUACGGCUACUGGCGGGCCGGUCGCCACCGCGUCCCCGCCGCCGCCGAGCUCUUUUUUCGCCGCGAACCCUUCCAUGGGGCCUUCGCCCUGAGCGCGGGCCUGGCCGAGGGGCUCCGCUUCCUCCGCGCCUUUCGCUUCUCCGCCGCCGACAUCGCCUACCUGCGCUCGGUCCUGCCUAGCACGACGGAGGACGCCUUCUUCGAUUACCUCUGCACCGUGGACGCCUCGGAGGUCACCCUCUCUUCCGUGCCAGAAGGCUCCGUCGUCUUCUCCAGGGUCCCGCUCCUGCAGGUGAAGGGGCCGCUGCUGGUGGUGCAGCUGCUGGAGACCACGCUGCUGUGCCUGGUCAACUACGCCAGCCUGGUGGCCACCAACGCCGCCCGCUUCCGCCUCCUCGCCGGCCCCGAGGUGAAGCUGAUGGAGAUCGGGCUCCGUCGUGCCCAGGGGCCGGACGGCGGCCUGUCCGCCUCCAAAUACUCCUACAUCGGGGGCUUCGACUUCACCAGCAACGUCCUGGCGGGGAAGCUCUACGGCAUCCCGGUGCGCGGCACCAUCGCCCACUCCUUCAUCAUGUCCUUCACGGCGCUGGAGGAGGUGCAGCCCAAGGUCCUGGCACCGCUGGCGGGCGGGGAGCCGGUGGAUCUGGUGGUCCUGGCCGAGUCGUGGUUGCGGCGGGUGUGCGAGCUGCUGCAGAGCCCCCCCGAGAAGGCCAACCGGGGCGAGCUGGCCGCCUUCGUGUCCUACGCCAUCACCUUCCCGCACCACUUCCAGGGGCUGCUGGACACCUACUGCGUCAUGAGGAGCGGCUUGCCCAAUUUCUGCGCCGUGGCGCUGGCCCUGCACCAGCUGGGCUACCGCGCCAUCGGGGUGCGCCUGGACAGCGGGGACCUGGGCCAGCAGUCCAAGGAGAUCCGGCGGGUGCUCCGAGCCUGCGGCACCGCCUUCCAGGUGCCCUGGUUUGGGAGCAUCCCCAUCGCCGUGAGCAACGACAUCAGCGAACGGAGCCUGGAGAGCUUCAUCCGGGAGGGGAGCGAGAUCGACGUGAUCGGUGUGGGGACGAACCUGGUGACGUGUCCCCUGCAGCCAUCGCUGGGCUGCGUCUACAAGCUGGUGGAGGUCAACGGCUCGCCUUGCCUGAAGCUGACGGAGGAGGAGGAGAAGAUGACGAUCCCCGGGAUUAAGGCAGUUUAUCGGCUCUACGACGAUGCUGGUCACCCCAUCAUGGACCUCAUGGCCCUGGAGGAUGAGCCUGCACCCAAAGCAGGGCAGGAGCUGGUGGCCCAUGUCCUGGGGAGGAGAGGAAAAGCCACCAAGGUCUGGCCGAACACCGUGGAGCCCUUGCAUCGCACCUACUUCAGAGACGGCCAGGUGUGUGAGGUCCUGCCCAGCCUGCCGGAGGUGCGGAACCACGCGCAGACGUCCCUCAACCAGCUCAGCCCCGCUCACCGCCGGCUCCGCGAGCCGCAGCCCUACCCGGUGGCCGUGACGGAGAAGCUGCACCUCCUCCUCGCAGAGCUGCGGCAGGCCAAGCAGUGAGGGGGUCCCCGUGCGCCCCCCGCCAAGCCCCCGCCUGGGGGCCAGCGCUUCCCACGUCCUCUUCGGAAGGCCGGGUGAUUAAUUGGGAAUUAAUGAGGCUAAUGAGGCUGCUGCUCUGCGGAUCCCCUCCGAGGACCACGCUGGAACUGGAAGCGCUCCCCACGCGCCCCGGGUGCCCACGGAUGGGGCAGGCAGAGCUGGGAGGUGGUGGGGCCACCACGUCCCGGGCUGGGACACGGCGGUGACCGGCGUUGUCACCGCAUCGCCUGGGGAGUUCCCUUCCUUCCCUGCCCCUCUCGGUGGCCCUGCCACCCCUGUGCCUUCUGUGGUGGCAUCUCCAGGCCAUGGGGACCAUCCUCGUGUCCCAGAGCCCCCAACGAGGCUCAGCAGUGGCACUAAAAUCCCUGCCGAGAAGGUUUCCCACCCACGGAGCCGUGGCAGAUGCACUUUGCCCCCUUUCUCCCCUAAGCUUUGGCUCUGUGGCCCCGUUUUUUACCUUUCCGUUUUCUACGAGAUCUCCCGAGCAUGGAAGGUGGGUUCAGGUCGACCCCCAUGACCUCAAACCUCAAUUCUUAUAGAGGAAGCGGGGCGCUAAGCCCUGCCUUUACUUCAUCCAAAGCACAAAACAAAAUCAAAGCCUUACACACCGGUGCUGCGAGCACACUGCGUGCCUGCCCCAGUCCUAAAAACCAAACUCUCCUUCAGCUUGAAUGUCUAAUUCAGCACCUGUCAUUUCACUUCGUGGUGUAUAUUUGAAUAAAAUUGAAAUGAGAAGCGA